CACAUUGCCUGCCAAAGCCAGUGCCAGCUACUAAUCAGACCACAGCAUCCCUCACAUAAUCACACACAGCAGGUGCAGCCCAUCACACUGGGGACUCUUUCUACUACUAAAUGCAUUACAUCACGCCAUAGAGGAUUCAUUCAUACAGCUCAACUGAAGAGGGAUAAUCUCAUUGUACAGCUCCAGAAUGCUAAAGAGACAGUUGCUCAGGAGUCCAACAACAUAAUCUCAGGUUUUGAAAGAAUACGAGAAAAGUACAACAUCAGCUUCAACAUGAAGGAGCUUGUCCUUUCACUCCUGAGCCGAGGAUACGGUCAUGUGGUUCACACAGAUGGCAAAAGACAAUAUGGAAGACUGGAAGUCUGUUUUGAACCCGAGGACUACUUCAUCUGGAAAUCCCAGCCUCCUCUGCUUCGCUUAACUAGCAGUGGACGGCUGAUUAGUGGGGUAGAGACCACACCCCCAAAAACCUACAGCACAAGGAGAGGACCACUUAUUCUAUUCUCAGAAGAUUUUGCCUCAUCAUUCUCCCAACCUGACACAGUCAAAAGGAAGGAUCGGGCUUUUGGGGCUUCCAGACAGGAAGCAGAGUUUGAAUUCUAUUCUCUUCGUGAUCUGACUGAAGCCGCUUUAGUGUAUAGUAAAAAACAGGCCAAGGUGGAAUGUCAUAUGAGCAUGACGCCUAUGUUGCCAGACCCCAAACCUGGCACUAAGCACUUGCAGGCACACCAGAGGCCCGGAGAUGAGCACAGCUAUCUAAACCAGACUGUUGGUGAAGAAAAUGAGGUGGACUCUGCUUUCUUCAGACGUCAAGGUAACUGUCUAUACCCCAGACCAGAGCAGGUGCGAUAUCAGCCCCGUUUCCUCUGUUUUCCACGGCCUAAUCGUCCACCGCCUGGUCCUCUCCCGCUCUUAACCCCAAGUCCAGCACUCAGAGGAGUACCAGCAACCUCCAUACCAACAGGCUCAGAGGAACGCUCUAUGACCAGAGACAGUAAGACCAGUUUCAGCGCAGAGGUAGUGACACUCAAAGCUCAGAUGAGCCCAAUUCCUGAAACUGAUGCUUGGGAGGAGCGUACAGAACAACCUGAGGAUCACAAUGUUUACAUGGUUGCAGAGCAUUUGACUGGCUACCCAAAGGACUUAAACGGUCAAUGGAAACAGAGUGCAAUAGAUACAGGUGGUGAGGAAGGUGGACACACUCCACGACCAGCUCUACGAUCUUUGGGUUGCAGUCACCUUUCAAAAGUCUCCAAUGACAGAAGACAAACAGAGGGGGGCUGGCAUCCAAGUCCUGUUAAACAGAGUGGCCUUCAUCUACCACCCAUUAAGCAACCACCUCUUGCAGACGCAGCGAGCAAGGACUACAGGCUCAAAGCUGUGAGCAUGACUCAAGAAAACCACAAGGAGCCAAUACCAAGACUGCCAGAUAUACAUCAGCCUGAGGUUAGCACUGAGACUUCUGCUCCCAAACCCCCAGAGAGAACUGUACUUAAGAAAGUACUUGUGCUGCUCCCUUUUGAACCAAUGGAACAAGAUGGUCUUUCUGGCCUUCCUGAGGAAAAGGAAGAAAUUGAGGAUGUCCUGUGUAGUGAUGUGGAACAGAAAGUUGAGUUGAAGAGGACAGAAGAGAACAGGCCCAUUGAACAUGGGUGCAGGCUAAAAGCAGCACAACAAGACAUCCUGAUAGGGUUUGAACCUGAGGAGGAUAAAGAGCAGACUGCUGUAGGCCCACUGCCUCCAUUUAUAGGUCGUAGAGGUCUUGGAAAACAGUGCUCUAUGGCACACCACAGACAAGACCCACGUGACCCUGCAGAUCAGUCAGAGUCUCAGCCUGGCAUUAUCAGAGGCAGCCUUCCUCUGGAGCUAAGAGAGUGUCAGAAAGAUGGACUCCUGGGCACCUUAAUAAUGGGUCCUGCUGGGGAAAUCAUAUGCUUGUCUUUCUGGGAUUCCUUAACUGACACCGAGGACCACCCAGCUUUGGAGGAUGCCAUGAAAGAACACGGUGUUUUGGAGGAGUCAUGGACCAUCUUGGACCAACUAGCAGAGCAAGCUACACAAACAGGAGGAAUGACUGACAGAGAAGUAGAGGCUAAGCGAGGUCACAAGAAACAAACCAGCACUAACCCAGAGGCUUGUGUACCGGCGCAAAGAAUAGAAAAGACAAACAACUAUACAGAAAAUCGGCCCUACAGCAGUGAAGAAGGUAUCAUGCAACAGACAGGAGGAAGGGCAAAGAGGCCACAGCCUAAGGCCAGACCAAGAUCUGGGUCACCACCUACACCUGGGUCUGAUAGCAGCAUUCAGAAAACAGCUCUUUCCAAGUCCACAGCUGCAGAUGAAUAUAUUGAUAAAACAAAGCUUCAAACUCAGACAGAGUCCUAUAAAAAGACAGUCAAGCCCAGAAAAUCAGGUAAAUUAGACAACGCUGACGACCCCCACAUGAGUAACGUAAAGAAGCAAAAGAUUACCCGGCAUGCCAACAGAGUCACAGAUGUUGAUGCAGAGAAUAUGGCUAUGGAAUUAAAUGUAGACAGUACGGACACAGAGUCACAAGACACCAGAUUUAGUAAUGAAACAGAUUCUGGUCCAAUACAAAAGAAAAAUAAAAACACAGGUGGUGACAAAGCCACCAAGUCCACAAAGUCACCAAACACAGCAGAAAAAAUAAAAAAGAAGUCCAAAGGCCAAGCGGCAUUUGUCGUGGGUAAACCAAGGCAGUCACAGGAAGUAAUGCAAACUGAAAAGAAGAAAUAUAGCUCAGAGAGACAUGAGAAGACAGUAUCCAAAAGACUAGUGAAAGAGUCAGAGGACAACUCAGCAGAUGAUUAUUCCUGUGGUUCUUCUGAAUACACUAUGGAUGAUGUGGAAAGCAGAGAGGUCUCACCUGUACAAAAGAACCGUGACACUAGACACAGUCCAGAUAUUGAUCAGGAUUUCAUCCAUCAUGAGAAGUGUGUAGCAGGACACAGUAUGGAAAGUGAUCGGGUUGCUGUCUCCAGAGAAGAUGGUGGAACUGGAGAUGUUGAUCAUUUCUAUGAGAUCGACAUAUCUGCAGCUUCUUCCAGAACACACAGCUCUGCCAAGUCCUCCUCAACAAGCACCUGGAGCAUUCGGAGAAGCAGUGUGUCAUCAGAUACUGGCCUGUAUAGCCCAGUACAACUUCCUCAUCACUUCCCACGUCUCGGUGUCCCAACCCACCAUCCUGCAUCCAACCCGGACAAGUCUAAAUCAGCUGCUGAUGCUAAGAGCAGAGCAGAAGCCAUCAAGCAGAGGGAAAGCAGAUUGGCAGCAGCAGUGGCUGAAAAGGCAGAACGCCGUCGGAUGGAGGUGGAGAAGAAGAGGAAGGAAAAAGAAGAGGAGAAAGAAGCAGAGAGGAAAAGACAGGAGGAUAAAGAUCUGACAGAAGAGAGAAUGCGGCUGGAGCUGGAGGAGGAGGGGAGACAGAGGGCACAGCAGGCCAGGUUGAGAAAGCUUAAAGACGAAGAAGAGAGACAGAAACAGGCUGAGAGAGAGAAUGAAGGACAGAGGGGUGAGCAGCCUGAGAUGGAGACAGAGAGGAGGAGGCAAGAAGAAACAAAGAACAAGAAGAGAUAUUUAGAACGACUUCAGAAAGUGAGGCACGAAGAGGAGAUAAGAAGAGCAGCUGAGUUAAAGCGUCAGCACGAGGAGGAGGAGGCUCGUAAGGAGGAAGAGUAUAGGAGAUUGCAGGAUAUGGAUGAGAGCGAAAGACAGGAGUACUUACGCAGAAAGUGGGAGGAAGAAGAGGAGAGGAGGAAGGCUGCAGAGGAGAGAAGGCACGCACGGGAGGAAGCAGCCAUGUGGUAUGAGGAGUUAAAUAGGCAAAGAGCAACACUGGAGCAAAACCUCCAGUUCCACAGAGGACUGUUUGUUGAGACAGAGGGUCUGAAACAGAAGCAGAGCAUCUCUCGGCCCUGGGUCUUUUCUUACUUCAGUCGGCUGAGAUUAGCACACUGUAACACGUUUAAACUAACACCACAGCAUCUGAGCUUAGCCUGUAACAAAGACGGUUUGCACGCUCUGGGUGAAGGGAGAAAGGGAGGAAUCUGGGCCUGUAAUCCUAGGCUGGGCAUGAAGCUUGUCCCCUAUUGGUCCAUUGGCACCAAGAUCAGAGAAAGAACAGCUCGGAGGAGAGCGGUGGGACACGGAGACGAGCAGUCUCACACAUCCUAG
Messenger RNA from Tachysurus vachellii, 4194 nucleotides. RefSeq lists its product as uncharacterized. The coding region runs from base 274 to 4194 and encodes 1306 amino acids. The record is from RefSeq and is a predicted model, not a curated record. Lineage: Eukaryota; Metazoa; Chordata; Actinopteri; Siluriformes; Bagridae. The transcript is spliced from 25 exons.